Pristis pectinata (smalltooth sawfish) is the source of this 4131-nucleotide messenger RNA. It is a transcript of the gene clcn7, whose product is annotated as chloride channel 7. Gene Ontology annotation, cellular component: intracellular membrane-bounded organelle; lysosomal membrane. Gene Ontology annotation, biological process: chloride transport; transmembrane transport. Gene Ontology annotation, molecular function: voltage-gated chloride channel activity. The transcript has 25 exons. Bases 122 to 2515 code for a protein of 797 amino acids. NCBI's taxonomy places the organism in Eukaryota, Metazoa, Chordata, Chondrichthyes, Rhinopristiformes, Pristidae. The record is from RefSeq and is a predicted model, not a curated record.
GUCUCUUGUGUCUCCUGUUUUGGGUAAAGCGCGUUGGUCGGAGCGCCGCUAAUCCUUGGACUCGCCGUAUAGGGAUCACGUGACCUGGACCCGCGUCUCUUGACAACACGGGAGCGGUAAGAUGGCGAACGUGGCGAAGAAAGUUUCUUGGUCCAACAAGGAUGACGAGGCUCGUCCCGGAGAAUCGACCCCUUUACUGAACGGUUCGCCCACCGCCUCGCAGCCUCAGACCAACUUUUUUCGGAUUGAGAGGCUGACCACAGUGAAUUUAGAUGACGAUCCAACACAGGACCAGGAUGGAGUUUCAGCUACUUGUGUUUCCAAAGAAAUUCCACAUAAUGAAAAGCUGCUUUCACUUAAGUAUGAGAGUCUUGACUAUGACAACAGUGAAAAUCAGUUGUUUAUGGAGGAAGAAAGAAGGAUAAGCAAAAUAGGCUUUCAUGUACUUGAAAUCAAGAGAUGGAUUGUCUGUUGUCUCAUUGGAAUCCUUACUGGCCUUAUUGCCUGUUUUAUAGAUAUUGUUGUAGAAAAUCUUGCAGAUAAAAAGUACCAGCUAAUUAAAGGAAAUAUUGAUAAAUCUACGGAAAGUGGUGGAUUAUCCAUUUCACUUGUGCUUUGGGCAUCCUUGAAUGCUGGUUUUGUGAUGAUUGGCUCUUUCCUGGUGGCUUUCAUAGAGCCUGCAGCAGCUGGGAGUGGAAUUCCACAGAUCAAAUGUUACCUUAACGGAGUAAAGGUGCCUCAUGUGGUUCGACUUAAGACACUGGUCGUCAAAGUGCUUGGUGUUAUCUUCUCUGUUGUUGGUGGACUGGCAGUUGGAAAGGAAGGUCCAAUGAUUCAUUCGGGUGCUGUUAUUGCAGCUGGUAUUUCACAGGGGAGAUCCUCAACCUUAAAGAAAGACUUCAAGAUAUUUGAGGAUUUUCGCAGAGAUACUGAAAAAAGAGAUUUUGUAUCAGCUGGAGCUGCAGCGGGAGUUUCUGCUGCUUUUGGUGCCCCAGUAGGUGGUGUUCUUUUCAGCUUGGAAGAAGGAGCUUCUUUCUGGAACCAAAUGCUAACUUGGCGUAUUUUCUUUGCUUCAAUGAUUUCAACGUUUACUUUGAACUUUGUCCUGAGUAUCUACCAUGGCAACCCAGGUGAUCUGUCAAGCCCGGGUCUGAUCAACUUUGGGCAGUUUCAAAGUGAGGCCGUACAAUAUAACUGGUACGAAAUCCCUGUGUUUAUAUGUGUGGGUGCAAUCGGUGGCAUACUGGGAGCAGUGUUUAAUAGACUGAAUUACUGCCUUACAAUGUUUAGAAUCAGGUACAUUCAUCGACCCUGUCUGCAAGUGAUUGAGGCAAUGCUAGUUGGAGCAGUGACGGCUACAGUUUCUUUUGUUAUGAUUUAUGCUAUGUACUCUAGUGACUGCCAGCCUAUUGGAGAAGAUCCUAUUAAAUAUCCCCUCCAACUGUUUUGCCCAGAUGGAGAAUACAAUGCAAUAGCUACAACAUUCUUUAACACUCCAGAAAAAAGUGUUCGUAGUUUGUUUCAUGAUUCUCCAGGUUCAUACAAUCCUCUGACUCUGGGCUUGUUCACAUUAAGUUACUUUUUCUUGGCAUGUUGGACAUAUGGUUUGGCUGUGUCUAGUGGAGUAUUCAUUCCAUCUUUAUUGAUUGGUGCUGCAUGGGGAAGAUUGUUUGGAAUAUUUCUUUCCAACAUUUCACCAAACUCUACUUGGGCUGACCCAGGGAAGUAUGCUCUGAUGGGAGCAGCAGCUCAGCUUGGAGGUAUUGUACGAAUGACACUGAGCUUAACGGUCAUCAUUGUGGAGGCUACUGGAAAUGUGACAUACGGACUUCCCAUCAUGUUGGUGCUGAUGACUGCCAAAAUAUUUGGGGAUUACUGUAUUGAGGGACUGUAUGAUAUUCACAUUAAGCUGCAGAGUGUCCCUUUCCUUGGUUGGGAGCCUCCUGAAAAAUCUCAUACUUUAACCGCACGUGAAGUGAUGAGUUACCCAGUCACUUGUUUCAAACGACUAGAGAAGGUUGGACGCAUUGUGGACAUUCUCAGUGACACGACAACUAAUCAUAAUGGAUUUCCAGUGGUUGAUGAGAAUCAUGAGCCUGAAUAUGAUAAUGUUGGAAGACUAUGCGGAUUAAUAUUACGAUCCCAGUUAAUUGUCCUCCUAAAACAUAAGGUGUUUGUGGAAAGGGCAAACUCAAACUUGACACAAAGGAAGCUUCAACUUAAGGAUUUCAGAGAUGCGUACCCAAGAUUCCCUCCUAUCCAGUCUAUACAUGUAUCGCAGGAUGAGCGACAUUGUACAAUGGACUUGACAGAAUUCAUGAACCCAACCCCAUAUAGUGUGCCUGGGGAGGCAUCUCUGCCUAGGGUCUUCAGAUUGUUUCGUGCUCUUGGCUUGAGACACUUGGUGAUUUGUGAUGGAUCCAAUGGGGUAAUUGGAAUUGUUACCAGAAAAGAUCUUGCCAGAUAUCGUUUGCAUAAAGGACAACUGGAGGAACUUGAAAUGGCACAAACGUGAUUUCAUGGCAUGCAUUGCUUCGGAGACUCUGACUUGCUGGAAUUUUAACUUUUGAAAAAUUCUAGUUAAAACAUUUUUUAUACAGCCAUCAUUUUUUUGCACUUCAUGUGAAUGGAGCCUCGUGCACCAGGAUAUUUUCUGGAAGGGUGCCAGAAUUGAUCGUUUGCACUGUAACUUGUUGUAACUUAAAAUUGUACAGUUGUAUAUUUUUUAACUGGAACAAAUGUUUGCCUUGCACAGCUUUCUGUUGUUCUUUCUGGAUCAUUGUAAACUUUAGGACUUGGGAAUUAAGUAUGCAAAAUACAUGUAUAAUGUGUCUCCUAUAUGAUUAGUUGAAAUGGAACAUUUGUCUUGGGGAGCUUCUGUUAUUUUCUGAAAAUUCUGCUGCUAUUCAGAGUCAAAUAGUUAGGAGGCAAUGGAGAUGGUGAGGGAACAAUUGCCUAAAUAACAGCUUGCUGUGCAUGCAUAGGUGCCAAGUUGGAUUCCACUUUGCAGCUACGAAUUUCAUCAAGGUAUCUGUGAUGUAUGGUCAACAGAAUGUAAUUAUCUUGCAAGUGCAACUUGCCAAAGGACAGCUAAAUGAGAGCUCUAUGCAUGCAGUUAUCAUAUUCUUGCAGAACUCUACUCUAUGAUAAGUUCUCCUGUAUAACCCCAAGCAGGAGUACUGACUUUUCCCAAACAUGAAUAUGUAAAGACAAUCUAAAAGUGAGCAGUGGAUUCUAAAAAUACAUAUAUGUACCAAGUUGGAAUUGCACUGCAACUAAUAAAGGCAAAGGCCUAGCAAGAAUCUCCUACAGCUUAGCUGCUGUACAGAUGGGAGCAGAUCAGAAUCUAACUUUUGGGGUAUUUGUCACAAGUAUGAAUGGCCACCAGAAAUUGCAUUUACACAAAACCACUCUUAACCCUGAGCACAUUGUAAAUUUUUUUCAGAUUUUGUGUUUAUUGGGUUGAAUUUAUAUUUACAAUUUUAAUCAUUAGAUCAUAGAUUCUAUUAUCUAACUUUGUAUUUUAUGAAUCUCUUGUGUCAGAAGAUGUGAAAAGUACAAAGAGAUGGCAGAUGAGUUUUCUAGAGUGCAAUUUUUUUUUAAAGAGUUUGGACUUCUGUAGUAGAAGAUGUAAUUGUGCAGUGAUAAAAUGAGUAAGUACAGAAGAUAUUAGCUUAUCUGUGAUCAUGUUGAUCUGCAGCAAAUUUUGCUGUGGCAAACUGCUGAUAUGCACACCUCACUUAACACAAGAUCAAAUGAAUUUAACUUGUUAUGUUACAUAAAAAUUGAUAUUAAUAAAUAAAUGACACAACAUAAUGGGCACAAGUAAAAAGUAAAAUAAUGUUCCACUAACCAACAAAAGGUUUGACAAAACUAGUUCUUUUGUAGCUAAUCAAUGUUCUUCCAUCUAUGGUGACUUGUAUUUUAUCAUACUUAACUUUUUGUUUUAUUCUGCUUUAUGAACAUCUGAACCAUUAAGUCUUUGAUGGCUAUAUGAAUGAAACAGUAACAUGUUUUAGUCUUGGGUACUAUUUAAAUAUUUUCUCUCAAGUUUUAAGAUAUCUUUGUGCUCAUGAACUUCAAGGAAUAUUGUGAAUUUUGUUUCAUGCACAAAUAAAUGUUUAAGUUUUU